AUGGCUAUUCCUCCCCCAACCAACCAAUCACCUUCUAAACCGAAUGGAUCCAUAGAAGAAGACCGGCCUGUUUCUCAUCAGCCACCAAUACAAUCACCAUUUAAAAUGUUGUGUUUAAGCUUGAUUCAUAACUUUACACAGCUGUGUCUUGGUGGUGUCGUAAUAAGUGCAUUAAUCAUACCACUUUCUAUUCCUAUUAUUAGUGCGUUAAUGCAACAUACUGUUUUAUGUACUGUUGGGUAUUUCAUUUUAAUGGCACAAGGGAUCUUAGCAUACAGUCCUGUCGGCUGGGCGAACUACUUGACAAACGAUAAUAAUAAAAUCAUACACAGCACAAUGCAAAUAUGUGGCUCCAUAUUGGCAAUCUCUGGUAGUGCUGUAAUAAUAGCUCAUACAAACUUAAGACUCAACACUUCCCAUGGAAUAUGUGGUCUGGUCGCGACGCUACUCACUGCAAUUAAUCUACUAGCUGGGAUAUUUAAUAUGUUCUUUAAUCGAACAAGAAAACUCAGACUGCUGAGGUGUUUACAUAUGUGUCUCGGAGCCCUAACAAUUUUCAUGGCUUUUAUCGCUUUAAUAUUAGCCUUUGACUUGUAUUAUAGAAAUGUAAAUGGGGAUACCAUUGCAAACUUAGCUAUAGCAUUUUCAGUUUUUGCUUUAUUUGGAAUAUUACUAAUUGCCUUGCUUAAUAAAAGGGUCGGGCAACCAUAG
Messenger RNA from Arctia plantaginis, 711 nucleotides. NCBI's taxonomy places the organism in Eukaryota, Metazoa, Arthropoda, Insecta, Lepidoptera, Erebidae. The record is from the annotation of a GenBank genome assembly.